CACUGGAGUGUCCCAACUCUGUGUAACUGAAGCAAACCGAGGGCACUGGUCCAGCCCCUUGGGGCCCCGAUGGCAGGCAGAUGGCUGGAUCUGCGCUGGGCACCUGGCUUCCUCUGCAUGCCUCUGAUAAUGGAGAUGGCAUCUGGGGCCAGAGACCCAUCCACAAAGGCCCGUGAGCACAUCCAGUUUUGGGCCCCAGGUGUCAACCAGACUGCCAUGGCAGACUGCCGAGCCGUGUGUAGCCUGAACACUUCUGACCGCUGCGACUUUAUCAGGAUGAAUCCCGACUGCCGCAGUGAGGGGGGCUACCUGGACUACCUCGAGGGCAUCUUCUGUCACUUCUCCCCUAACCUCCUCCCUCUGGCCAUCACUCUCUACGUUUUCUGGCUUCUUUACCUCUUUCUGAUCCUGGGAGUCACCGCAGCCAAGUUCUUCUGUCCCAAUUUAUCGGCCAUCUCCACCAAUCUCAAGCUCUCCCAUAACGUGGCUGGUGUCACCUUCUUGGCCUUUGGGAACGGUGCCCCAGAUAUCUUCAGCGCCCUUGUGGCUUUCUCAGACCCACGCACUGCCGGCCUGGCCAUCGGGGCUCUGUUUGGCGCAGGGGUACUGGUCACCACUGUGGUGGCCGGAGGCAUCACCAUCCUGCAUCCCUUCAUGGCUGCCUCCAGGCCCUUCCUCAGGGACAUCGCUUUCUAUAUGGUGGCUGUGUUCCUAACCUUCACUGCGCUCUAUCUCGGCAGAAUCACGCUGGCGUGGGCGCUGGGUUACCUGGGCCUGUAUGUGUUCUACGUGGUCACGGUCAUCCUCUGCACUUGGGUCUACCAGCGGCAGCGGAGCACAUCUUUGAUCCACUCCAUGUCUGAGACACCAGAGAUGCUGUCUGAUUCAGAAGAGGACCAGGUGUCUUCCAACACCAACAGCUAUGACUAUGGAGAUGAAUACCGGCCUCUGUUGCUGGGUCAGGAGACCACUGCCCAGAUCCUGAUCCAAGCCCUGAAUCCCUUGGACUACAGGAAGUGGAGGACCCAGUCCAUGUCUUGCAAGCUCCUGAAGGUGGUCAAGUUGCCUGUGGAGUUCUUGCUGCUGCUCACAGUACCCGUCGUGGACCCCGACAAGGAUGAUCGGAAUUGGAAGCGGCCACUCAACUGUCUGCAGCUGGUCAUCAGCCCCCUGGUCCUGGUCCUGACCCUGCAGUCGGGGGUCUAUGGCGUCUAUGAGAUCGGCGGUCUCCUUCCUGUCUGGGCUGUGGUGGUGAUCGUGGGCACAGCCCUGGCCUCAGUGACCUUCUUUGCCACAUCUAACAGAGAGCCCCCUAGACUGCACUGGCUCUUUGCUUUUCUGGGCUUCCUGACCAGCGCCUUGUGGAUCAACGCGGCUGCCACUGAGGUGGUGAACAUCUUGCGGUCCCUGGGCGUGGUCUUCCGCCUGAGCAACACUGUGCUAGGACUUACCCUCCUGGCCUGGGGGAACAGCAUUGGAGAUGCGUUCUCAGAUUUCACACUGGCCCGCCAGGGCUACCCCCGGAUGGCAUUCUCUGCCUGUUUUGGUGGCAUCAUUUUCAACAUCCUGGUGGGCGUGGGGCUGGGCUGCUUGCUGCAGAUCGCCCGGAAUCAUGCUGCGGAGGUGAAGCUGGAGCCAGAUGGACUGCUGGUGUGGGUACUGGCCAGCGCCCUGGGGCUCAGCCUAGUCUUCUCUCUGGUCUCCGUCCCACUUCAGUGCUUCCAGCUCAGCAAGGCAUACGGCCUCUGCCUGCUCCUCUUCUACGUCACUUUCCUCGUCGUGGUCCUCCUCACGGAAUUUGGGGUGAUUCACUUGAAGAGGGUCUGACUGAAGCUGCAUGGCCUGGUGGUUUAGGGGUGAUUCCCCUGGCCUCCUGAUGGGAGAACUGGAGGGGGAGCCCUCUGUAGUUCCCACGUAGCUCCCGAGAGGGGUGGUCUAUCACUGCCAGAGCAGAGCUCCGUGUGGACCGGAAGGUCCUGACUGCCGGCACCCAACAGCCUUAGUGUGGGGAUUGGGAGGUGGCCAGGACCGGACUUUGAAUGACUGCAGAGGCCCCGGAGAGGGCAGCCCGUCGGCCCCCAUCACUGCUGGGCUCUGGGCAGCCCUGUGCCUCCCUCUUAGGCUCUCCCACAGUCCACAGUGUCAGUGAGUCCUGCACCAGUGUUGGCUGAACGGACCCAGCCUCCAAUGUCAGUGUUACAGUCAAAGGAAACAGGUCAAGUUAAGUGUUACAGUCAGAGGAAGCAGGUCAAGUUAACGGUUGUACACGGUACUGACUGAGCCAGCUGGCUCAGAACCACCUGGGCCCCCCUGCCCACCGAGUGGCUGCCACACAUUGGACUGUGGAUCCGGACUCUUCUAGAACUUUGUGUUCAGAACUCUGGCUCCCCAACCUACAAAACAGGAGCCAGCCUGGGUCCUGUGCCUACCUCAAGGGGAGCCAGGGGGAGGGCCCCUCCACAGGGGCUGCUUACAAGUGGUGUGACCAGCCUUUUAAAAACACCACUCACUCCCUGACUGCUUUCAGCUGUAAUUAAGAGACUUGAUUGUUGGUUUUUG
Molecule: messenger RNA, 2559 nt
Organism: Peromyscus eremicus (cactus mouse)
Lineage: Eukaryota; Metazoa; Chordata; Mammalia; Rodentia; Cricetidae
Gene: Slc8b1
Product: solute carrier family 8 member B1
Exons: 15
Coding region: 70-1827 (585 amino acids)
Biological process (GO): calcium export from the mitochondrion; intracellular calcium ion homeostasis
Cellular component (GO): membrane
Molecular function (GO): calcium:sodium antiporter activity
Source: RefSeq, a predicted model, not a curated record